Molecule: messenger RNA, 252 nt
Organism: Dibothriocephalus latus
Lineage: Eukaryota; Metazoa; Platyhelminthes; Cestoda; Diphyllobothriidea; Diphyllobothriidae
Source: the annotation of a GenBank genome assembly
AUGCAACCCCUCAUUUCCAAGCUAUUCACUUCAUGUACCGGCCAAUCGAGUUCUGCCGGUGGCUCACAAUCUGUCGAUUCCAUCGCCAGCAGCAUCACCGCAUUCUUGUUUGACCCGCGGGCCCAAGUUACUUUUGACUCUUGGUACAAACUAUACGUGGAUUUAUUCUCUGUCGAUCUGGCUGCCGAAGAAGACGCAUGGAAGGUAUGGCUUCUCCUUCGCAAACUAAGAACUGCUGAGCACGAACGCUAG